UGUGGGAAAAAGGAACGGCUCUCUAGACUCUGCUUGCGGACUCUCUUUCCUUUGCUCUGCACUUCUGGGCACAAAGUCCAAAUGUUGGUCCAACUGAGGACAGCUUUCCAACAGGCUGGUAAGAUGUCCGAAGGCAAUCUGUCCAAACUUGAAGCCAACAUCCUUGUCAUCGGAGCUGAGAAAGUGGGGAAAUCAGCUUUGACAGUUCGGUUUCUGACCCGAAGGUUUAUUGGAGAAUAUGGUAAUAUUGAAUCAAUUUACACUCACAACAUGAUGAUGGGCGGCCGGGAAGUCUGCUUCAGCAUCUGGGAUUCCGUCUGCCCUAAGGGCUGCAUCAAUGAGAAACAGGUCCGUUGGGCUGACGGUUUCAUCCUGGUCUACAGCAUCUGCGAUCGCACCAGUUUCCAUUUUGCUCGCCAGCAGCUACAGCAGAUCCAGCAGCUGAAGCGGAGGAGCGGGGCUGUGAAAGUGCCCAUUACCCUGGUGGGGAACAAACGGGACUUGCAGCACCAGCGCACUGUCUCCAGCGAGGAAGGCCGACUCUUGGCUCUUUCCACAGACGCAAGCUUUUUCGAGAUCUCUGCUGCAGAGACCUACCACGGAGCCUUGGUGGUUUUCCAUGAACUUCUGGACAUGGUGCGUGAUUCCCGGAGUGCCACCAAAAAGACUGUGAGCAUCCGAGGACUUGUACGUAGCAUGUCAGCCGUCUUUGGGAGAAGGAGGACAGAAUGAGGAAGCCAGGCGAAGGAAAGCCAGGAAGAAAAACAGAAUCCUAGAGACACGUGGAGCAGGAAUUCUAGUUGUGGUUGUUCAGCUUGAUGAACUUGGAAUGUCAGAUGACAUUACCACAGAAGAGAAAUGUGGAACGUUCCCCCACAAGGUACUGGGAACUAAAACAGCUACAGAUGCACCAACUGUAACACAUCCGUUUUGGCUAGAGAGAGCAGUGCAAACAAUCACUAAUUGUCUUUUCUCUUGUUGGUUUUGCCUCACUGGAAAUCGUCGUAUUUCCACUUUCUAAACAGUGUUAUCAUGAGGGCAUUGUGGGUUUUCCGGGUUGUAUGGCCGUGUUCCAGUAGCAUUCGCUCCUGAUGUUUCGCCUGCAUCUGUGGCUGGCAUCUUCAGAGGAUUGUGUGUUAUCAUGGCUUAGCCUCAGGACUGGGUUUUAGUGUGAAAAAGAAUAAAGAGGGUACUUUUGACCAUGCACAGAAGGCCACUUUGUCGUUGCCAAGCAACUGAAACCAGCUCCAGAAUUUCUAAAAUGGGAGCCAGGCUUCCAAAUCAAACCAUAUGACUUGCAUGCAGGCGUGACCUCAGCAUUUUUCAUAAAAAUAAUUCCUUUGCAGCUAGAUGGUUUGAAAGAAGCCAGGCAAUUAUACAGGGUUUUUUUUGAAGACACUCAAUGUUGCUGUGAAACCUUUUGGAGACACUGUAGGGGUUAGAAAAAAUGAUUAGGUUGAUUGGGAACAAAAUAAUAGGGCUCAAUUGAUCUCAUGUCAAUUCAGUGCAAGAACCCUGCUGAAUCUGGCAGCAUGAGAUCCCAGCCCGCGCACAGAACUUUUGCCUUAAUUAUGUGCUUAAAGGUAGAGGCGCUGCCACGCCACUUUGAAUUUUAUACGCAGCGCAUGAUGAACACCACUGAGAUGGUUUCUGAUCUCAGUUGCAUACAAAGAAAUUUCUCUUUUAUAAGCUGGGUGGAACAGCUAAGUGGCAGAGCUUUCCAGAUUUUUUUGAAAACAUGCCUGGAGGGGGAAAAAAUUAAUGUUUUCUUUUCUGCAAAGAAAAGUGAAAAUGUUUUAUCCCAAUUGCUUGUUCGUCGCACAAGUUUGCAUUCGGCUUUUGAGACUGGAAGGAAAAAUGCAAAGGAGAGCCCUCCAUUUUACAAUGAGAAUAUAUAUUUUUGUAAUCUUAAAAAAACAAAUGUAUAAAGAUCAAAAUCGAAAGCAUUGUACAGUUAUUUUCCCUGUAAUGGGCUGUGGACAGAAUUUUUUUUUUGUACAGCAGCUGCUACGUACUACACGGCAAACUGGGUUUAAAAUGGAAAGGGAUUUCAAGGGCAAGUGAUUGACAUGGCAAAAUAAUCUAGUCUUCAUAGGAACAUCAAAAGAGCCCUGCUGGAUCAGACAUGUGGUUCAUCGAGUCCAGUAUCUUGUUUCACAUCGGCUAACCAGUUCCCUAGAGGCCAGCAAACAGGGAAUAGAGGCCAAUGCCUCUCCAUUAGUGUUGUUUCUGAUAUUCAAAGGUCUGCCGCUCCUCUAAAGGGUCCCUUCAUAGUUGCUGACUAGUAGCGACUGAUGGACCUCUCCUCCAUUACUCUGUCUAAUCCUCUUUUUAAAGCCAUCUGGCUCCAGCCAUCGCUAGGUCCACUAGCAGGAAAUACUACCAUGUAAUUACUCAUUGAGUAAAAAAGUAUUUCCUUUUGUCCAUCCUGAACUUGUUGCCAAUCAACUUCAUUGGGUGCCCUCAAGUCCUAGAAAAAAUGUGUGGGGGUUUUUUAUAUCCCAGUGCAUCUGUUGGGCCAAGUCCUUAAUGUACCUAAAGAAGUCUUUGCAUCUGAACCCAUGUGUUUAAUUAUGAACUGUCCAGAAUUGUCAACCAUCCAGUAUUUUAAUGGCAGCAAACUGUAGAUGUCUUUAUCGCAUAAUCAGGAACAGGGGCCUAAAAUUCUACUGAAUUUCAGAACCUGGAUUUUGCCCAUCAACUCCAGUUUUUGCUGCAAGAUAACUGCCUUUGUUGGUCCCUGAUCCUCCAGAGUUCUCCAUGUUUUGCCUCUGCCUCCAAAGGCCCAGGUUCUGCUUAGCCCAGUUCUGAAUUUGUUGAACAGAAGGCAGAAUUUUCAAAAAAACACAACUGGACAUGCAGUCAGGACUUACUAUGGCAACUUCUUCCAUAGUUUAUACCUGGUUUACUUGCCAACAACUUUUAAUGUUGAUUCAAUAGCCUCAUUUCCUUGUGCUUCAAAUGGGCUGGUCACCAUUUAUUUUUAUUUGAAUAAGAUCACUAUUGUUUUGGGGAGAAGACUUGUUUAGUAGAGACAUAUGGGGUUAGUGAUGUCACUGGUUUUUGGCCAAUCAAUGCUACGCAUAUCCCUGAGGUUUUCUCUGAGCUUGAUCCAGGACCGAAGGACAUACAUUUGAACAAGUGUGGUGAAAUAGCUUAUCAUUCACUUAUGUAUGUUUGGAGGUGCUCCCAAAUCAGUAGUUGGCAACCUUAAUAAUAUAGUCGCAUAAUUUUAAAAAGUGGCUUAAUGGUUGCUGAUUACUUGCACAUUGGAAUUCUAGACUUUUGAUAUUAACAACCAUUUCAGGGAAUUUUAUCUGUAUUUCACUGCUUAGGAAGACAUUCCUUUUGACUAUCUCCAUCACUUGUUUUAGAUAAUUCUUGAAAAAUGAUAUGAAUCACUGUAUGAAGGUAAAUUAUUAUAACUUAUUAGAAGAUCAUUGCCUUUUGGGACUCCUGUUUACAUUUAAUAUUUUGUUAUUUAACUGUUUUGUUGACAGAACCAUCUCUGUUUUUAUUUGGAUGAGUAAUAAAACAUUUAUUAUAU
Molecule: messenger RNA, 3547 nt
Organism: Sphaerodactylus townsendi
Lineage: Eukaryota; Metazoa; Chordata; Lepidosauria; Squamata; Sphaerodactylidae
Product: ras-related and estrogen-regulated growth inhibitor-like protein
Exons: 4
Coding region: 82-732 (216 amino acids)
Molecular function (GO): GTPase activity; GTP binding
Source: RefSeq, a predicted model, not a curated record